Messenger RNA from Penaeus indicus, 522 nucleotides. RefSeq names its product pro-resilin-like. The record is from RefSeq and is a predicted model, not a curated record. The transcript is spliced from 3 exons. Bases 28 to 468 code for a protein of 146 amino acids. Lineage: Eukaryota; Metazoa; Arthropoda; Malacostraca; Decapoda; Penaeidae. Gene Ontology annotation, cellular component: extracellular matrix.
AUUCAGACUUUUCUCGAAACCGCCGACAUGGAUUUUAAGAGUUUUGCCUUCUUCGCUUUAGUGGCUAGGGCCCUAGGAAGCACAGUUCCUUCAUAUAACACGCCUGCGCCAACUUACCGUGCUCCUGCCCCAUCAUAUAAUACCCCUGCUCCUUCAGGGCCAGCUCAGUACGACUUCAACUAUGCAGUGAGAGACGACUACUCUGGCAACGACUACAAUCAUCAGGAAAAUCGUAAUGGCUAUGGCACCCAGGGAGCUUACUACGUUCUCCUUCCCGAUGGCCGUGUACAAAGGGUUGCUUACACCGUGAACGGCGACUCCGGAUACGUUGCCGAAGUUACUUAUGAAGGGGAGGCCCAGUACCCUACUUACCAGCCUGCCCCUACUCGCUCCUACCAACCGGCCCCCGCUCCUUCCUAUCAACCAACCCCAACUCCUUCCUACCAAACUACUCCCAGCUAUGCAUAAUUUGUUGACCUGAACCAUUGUAUUUAUUAAUUGUAAUCAAAAUAAGCAAUUUAA